CACAAUGGACCUUCUUCUGGCUUUGAUUUCAUUGGUAAUGACAUCAAGCGGACUUGAAGCGUUUGAAACACAUCGCCGUAUAUGCCAUUCAAACGAGGUAGAUGUUGGAAUUCGCAAGGCAUCAUGGGAACCUGUUGCGAUCCAUACGUGUGUACUUGGCCCUCGAACACAUGAAUGUUUUGCAAUUGUGGGCACUGAUGGUUUUAACUGCACAGGCGAUUUUCAUCUUCAGGGUGGAUUGCCUCAUCAACGCAGCAUGUGCUGUAACAGAUUGAAUCACCAAUUGGUUGGGUGUACACUGCCUUUAAGAUCUUUCUCUUUUCAACGGGGCUUUGACAUUCAACUUGGAACCAAAGUCAUAAGAAGCAUCAAACCGAGCCCAACACAGAGUGAUAUAACGGCAUUUCGGGUAGAGAUUUGUAAUCUUUUCCCUCCAGCAUAUGACCCGUUUUUGAAGAAGUGA
Molecule: messenger RNA, 463 nt
Organism: Magallana angulata
Lineage: Eukaryota; Metazoa; Mollusca; Bivalvia; Ostreida; Ostreidae
Exons: 4
Coding region: 5-463 (152 amino acids)
Source: RefSeq, a predicted model, not a curated record